Molecule: messenger RNA, 1480 nt
Organism: Cyprinus carpio (common carp)
Lineage: Eukaryota; Metazoa; Chordata; Actinopteri; Cypriniformes; Cyprinidae
Product: putative nuclease HARBI1
Exons: 3
Coding region: 230-1273 (347 amino acids)
Source: RefSeq, a predicted model, not a curated record
CCGUAUUCAUAAAGAAUCUUAAUGCAAAGAGUAGCUCCUAGUGACAAAAUUCUAAGAAAAUUCUUAGAAAUGUGGGCGUUUACUCUUAAAAUUAAAGAAAAAAUCCUAGUUAAAAAAAAAGUAAUUCAGAAAGCAUCUUAACCCUUAAAAGAGGUCUUAAGGUCAAACUUGUUAGGAGCACGGAUGAGGACUUUUAAGAGGCUUAAGAGUUUCUUUAGCAGAGGAGAAAAUGGCAGAAAGAAGAAGAGGGAGAAGAAAUGUGUUGCAGACGAUGGAUGACAGGGAGUUAAUAAGACGCUAUAGAUUAGAUCGUGCAGGGAUCAUGUUUGUGACUGAUCUUAUUAGAGACACGCUAACAUCUCCGACACAGCGCAGAAAUGCCAUAGCGCCAGAACUGAAAGUAAUCACUACAUUACGAUAUUUGGCAACUGGGAAAAUGCAACAAUGCAGUAGUGAUGAUUUGGGUCUGUCACAACCUUCUGUAAGCAGAGUGAUCACACGAACAAUUACAGCACUUUCAGAACCUCUUAUUGUGUCGCAGUUCAUUUCGUUUCCACUGGACAUUCCCACCUUGCAGGCUCAAAAAACUGCAUUUAUGAAUAUAGCAGGCUUCCCUGGUGUUGUCGGAGUAAUUGAUGGAACCCACAUCCGAAUUAUUGCACCGUCGGAAGACGAGUACGUUUAUGUUAAUAGAAAGAGGUACCACAGCAUAAACGUUCAAGUUGUUUUCAGUGCAGAUUAUAGGAUUGUAGACAUUGUUGCAAAAUGGCCCGGUGCAACACAUGAUGCCAGGAUACUGGCGGAGAGUGGCCUGAGACAUCUGUUUGAAGGACGUCGUAUUCCAGCAAAUUGCCACUUGUUAGGGGACAGUGGUUAUCCUUGUAAACCAUGGCUCCUCACACCUUACCUCCGUCCUGACCAGGGGUCACAGCUAAAUUACAACAGAGCUCACAAGAAAACACGAGCCGUAGUUGAGCGGGGUAUUGGUCAACUAAAGAGGCGCUUUCACAUUUUGCAUGGAGAGGUGCGACUGGCACCAGGAAAGGUCUGCAAAGUGAUAACAGCCUGUGCAGUGCUUCAUAACAUCUGUAAAGCUAGACAAAUUGCAGACCCUCCCACGGACAAUCGGGCUGAUGAAGAUGAUGAUGAAGAAUACCCUCCACAAGGGAGGGAUCUGUCCCAAAGUGGGAAUCCUUACAGAGCCCAGUUUACUAAUUUGCAUUUCAUGGAUGGUGUUGGAGCAGCUGCAGUGGCAGCAGAAGGCAGGGAAUGAGGCGCUUCGGGCUGAGGGUCACCCAUCUGCGAUGUCGACGGUCCCCAUUCCUCUGCUGAAAGCUCUGUGCUACUGAAAGGAGAAAACAUUUAAUCUCUGUUAUUUCAAAUAAAUUUAGGGCAAUUUGUUUUUUUUUUUCAGUUUAUAGAAUGCCAGAUAGAAAUAUGAGAAAUGGCCUUGCCUAUGUUAAAUAAAAAUGUGUCUUUA